Histoplasma capsulatum G186AR is the source of this 1980-nucleotide messenger RNA. Its product is annotated as WD domain-containing protein. The transcript has 5 exons. The coding region runs from base 1 to 1980 and encodes 659 amino acids. Gene Ontology annotation, cellular component: nucleus; transcription repressor complex. Gene Ontology annotation, biological process: negative regulation of transcription by RNA polymerase II. Lineage: Eukaryota; Fungi; Ascomycota; Eurotiomycetes; Onygenales; Ajellomycetaceae. The record is from RefSeq and is a predicted model, not a curated record. Gene Ontology annotation, molecular function: protein binding.
AUGGCCAGCUCGUACCCCCGCAAUGACUCACCUUCCGGCGACGAGGAGACUACCACCGUGUUGGGGACUGGCUUAACGACUCGGCAUCUCGAGGCUUUUGGCCGCAAAGUCACGACCACCGCUGGCCAUCUCAUAGGCCCGAUGCAGGACACUCCCAGAGGAACGCACUAUCACUCUGCCGUCAAUGACAUUCGUAAAGAGCUGCGUCGCCCGUCGAUGCAGCGGAGGAUGUUUUCUCUGGCUCAGACCACCCCCACGGACCUCGUCCGAUCGAAACUAUCCACAUCUGAAAUCCAAACUCGCGCCCUCUCGUCCCUCUCGGAUGAUUUGCUAGCCAACAUUCCGGAGGACACGAGCACCUACUCUUUGUUUCAAGGGUUCCAGGCCUCGAUGCCCGAAGGUGAACACGAACAUAGAAAAUCGCAUCGGAGACGAAGCUCGCGCGGGCAGAAGUUGUUGGAUGGGGCGGGAACGAAUGUGGGGGCAUUGCCACCCACUCUAUCCUCGUUGAGAAAGGACAGGAACACCUUCAGUCGGCGGCUGGAAUUGAUGGGGAUAAGGAAAAAUAUGUGCAGUGCAGAAAUUUACGAGAUAGAUAACAAGAUUGCAAAUUUGCAAAGUAUGCGGAAAAUUGUGCUCGACCGUCUUGCCCAACUUGAGAUGGACGAGGCGGAUUUGGAACAUGACUUGGUUCAGUUGGAUAAUAAACUAGAAGAUCUGGAGGAUGAAGCGCAUACGCGGCCAGAUACUCCGAAGACCAAUGAUGCAACGGAGCCCUCUGUCGCAUCUGACACGCAGGCUAUGGAUGCGUCUUUCAUGUCGGAGUCGAUCUAUGAGAAACUGCCGUCUCCCAAAACGUGGAAACAUAAAUCGUUAAGAAAAAGAUCCAUGCCCGUCCUCCACGAACAUUUUGAGCCAGGCUCCAUGAUCAGAGAAUUAGAAGCGCAUAAUGAUAUGGUAUCCGCAAUAGAUUUUGACGUCCCCUUCGGAACCAUGGUCAGUGCAGCGUUGGACGAUACAGUCCGGGUGUGGGAUCUAAAUCUCGGCCGAUGCAUGGGAUUUUUGGAAGGACAUCAUGCCUCCGUCCGCUGCUUGCAGGUCGAGGAUAACCUUGUCGCAACAGGAUCUAUGGACGCAUCGAUCCGGCUAUGGGAUCUCAGCCGUGCAAAGUAUGCACCACGGGAUAAUCGCAUUGGUAACCACGAGGAGGAUGACGAGGAGGAUGCGCUUGGGUAUGAAGACCCCGCGGCGGCACCCCCUCCGCCUCCUCCCUCUAGCAUGGAAGAUUGUCCACUCUUCUCCCUCGAAGCACACGUCGAUGAGGUCACGGCACUUUACUUCCGCGGUGACACGCUCAUCUCGGGGUCGGCGGAUAAAACACUUCGGCAGUGGGAUUUGGUCAAGGGCCGCUGCGUCCAGACGCUCGAUGUCCUCUGGGCUGCGGCGCAGGCCUCAACGUUAUCCUCAAGUGAAAAUCCGUGGCGACCAACCGGCCGGCUCCCGGAUGUGUCAGCGGAUUUUGUCGGUGCAGUGCAAUGCUUCGACGCGGCCUUGGCAUGCGGGACAGCAGACGGGAUGGUACGCUUGUGGGAUCUGCGUAGCGGACAGGUGCACCGUAGUUUGGUGGGACAUACUGGGCCCGUGACGUGUUUGCAAUUUGACGACGUGCAUUUGGUGACGGGGAGCAUGGACCGGAGUGUACGGAUCUGGGACCUCCGAACUGGGUCUAUAUACGACGCGUACGCCUACGACAACCCCAUCAGCAGCAUGAUGUUCGACACGCGCCGCAUCGUCUCCGCGGCGGGCGAAGAUGUCGUCAAAGUCUACGACAAGACAGAGGGGCAGCACUGGAACUGCGGCGCAGGAGUAAUAGCAGCUGGAGAAGGCAGGACGGCGUCAAUCGUCGAUCGCGUGCGGAUCAAGGAUGGGUAUAUGACGGAGGGGCGGAGGGAUGGUACGAUUGGAAUCUGGACUUGCUGA